AUGACUCAUCAUCGUCGUCAAUUAAUAACAGAUCUUGAUACUCAUCUAACGAAAUUAUCUAUUCCAUAUCAAUGUCGUAAAUCAUCAUUAUCAUAUGGUAUAUGGAAUACAUCAUUAAAUAUGAUAGAAAUAAUUCAACAACAUCGUUCAGCAGCAAAAUGUUUUCAAUCAAUGGGUAUUACGAAAUAUUCUAAGUUAUAUAUUUAUCCAGAAGAAGCUAUAUAUAUGAUGCAAUCUUCAUUAUUACAAGUAUCAUUAAAUAAUUCGAAUGAAAAACAUAAUUUUCCAUUAUCACUUGAUGAAGCUUAUUCAUUAUGGUUUAAUCAAUCUUUAUUAAAUCUUCAACAUCUUCAUGUUUAUCAAUAUUUAACAAGAAUUGGAUUUAUUUUAAUUCGACAUCAAUCACAAACAGCAAUAGUUGAAAAAAAAGAAAUUCCAUCAAGUGCAACAACACAUACUACUAGUAAACGAAAACGUAAUGAAUAUGAAGAAGAAUCAGUUGAACACCAAGAAAAUGAACAUCAUGAUGAAACUUAUCUUUGUCCGAUUCAUUUAUCAUCUGAUUGUCAACGUCUAUGGUUUCCAAAUUAUACCGAUGAAUCUCCUAUAAAUAUAAAAAAUUAUCCUCGUUUGAUAUUUCCUAGUAAAUUAUCAUCAAUUCAAAUUGACUGGGUUCCAACUGAUUUUAAUACUAAAAUUUCCAAUGUUCAAUUAACUAUCUAUGAAAAUAAUAUUUCAAUACCUCGACCAUCUUAUUCUCUUAUUCGAUCAAUUGAUCUUCAAUCUCAUGCAACAAUAUAUCAACGUUUAUCAUCAUUUUCUUCUCAAUCAGAUGAAACUAUUCCAUCAUCAGCAUCUUCCAAUAUUUUCUUCGAUAUGUAUACACCAAGAAAAAGUUUUCGUAAAACUCAACCAGGCCCACCGGAUUAUUAUAUAAGAAUUCAAAAUGGUAAUGAUGAAUUUAAUUUCAAAGAAAUAUAUAAAGAAUUACAAGAAAAAACUUUAACAGCAGUUGUUCAUAAGGGUGAUGUUUGUUUUUAUUCAUUUAAAUCAUUCGAUCCAGUUCAAGCUUUGCAAUCAAAACAAUAA
Molecule: messenger RNA, 1089 nt
Organism: Adineta steineri
Lineage: Eukaryota; Metazoa; Rotifera; Eurotatoria; Adinetida; Adinetidae
Source: the annotation of a GenBank genome assembly